AUGACUCGUGAAACAGUGGAAUUGCAUCCAGUGAGGUCGCCUGAAACCGAGAGCUUUUUGAAGCGAGUGGAAGAGUACGAUUCACAACGCAGAUCUGCGUCUAAAUCAAAACCGCCGCUGAAGGAGAAACCAGACCGAUUGAAAUGCUCCUUUCCCGAAGAAAGUAUAGAAAAAGCAAGGAGAUUGCUCGAAGGUGAAUCGCCAAGAGAACUGGACAGGAUGCGGUCCACUAGGAACACGUUUGAUGCUCCGUCGUCCGAACUGGCCUACAAGUCGGCGUACAACUACGAGAAGUCCUUCUCACCGCCACGAAAACAUCACUCGCUGGCGGAACUAGGUCUAGAGGUGGAGCUGAGUCCAUUAGGUGGAGGAAGGUCCGGAAAAACGUUUGUUGUCUCUGAGGAAGAUUUUCUGCUUCUUCAGCGACUGAAGUCCUCCAAGCAAAAUGAUAUAGCGCUUCUGGAUCAGGAAGCAGGCAAGAAAGAUUACCCUAGUCGUGGAAGGCCGAGAAAUGAAGAAACGACGCCUCCAUCGUUUCCUAUUCGUCCUCGACUGAGGGACAAGCUUCAGAUCCCUGAUGAUGAAGCAGAGGCACCCUCUCUGCCGGCUCGCAAGUAUCGUGGGAAGAUGGAAAACUCUUUGCUCUCAGGAGGAGGGAGCCAGACCGAAAGGCCGGCGAAGGAAUCUCCCGUUUCCCCACCAAAGAGAAAAGAUGCCAGACCCGAGCAGACUCGCAGUCUGGCUCCUCCUCCAGUUUCCCCAAAGCACCGUGGAACAAUUGAUUACAAAAAUUUACCAAAAAACCAGUAUCAACAUUCUGCGAACAGCGUAACGUCUUCAUCUUCAACGUUUAUCGAUUCGUUAGAAAAGAAUAAAUUAACCGUCAUUUCUCAAGUGAGCCCAAUUAAGACAAGAGAAAGAAGCCCUGUUUUUCGCAAAGACUUUGUCGAUUCAGUACAUCUGAGUCCCAAGUUGGAGAGCACGUUACAGCUAACUUCUUCGAAAGUCAGUCUCCCAAUAUUCGAAAGUGACAGUUUCAUCAAGUCUGCCAUCAAGACGACAGGCACUUCUCCAACAGGGAGCUGCAUCAAAGCACAAAGCAGGCCUGCCUUGCCCAAGAAACCAAUCCGACUACAGAAUGUUGGUGAUGAGAAAGCUGAAGAUAAGCACGAUAGCAGAGAAGAAAACGAAAUAAACAAUACCAAAUUAAAAGCUAUCGAAAAGCCCAAGCCUAAGGUACCGGUAAAGAAGGAUACAUUAGUGAUCCCCAAACUAAGGCCGGUGACGGUACAAACCAGAAAGAAUGAGAAUAGUACCGACAGCGAGGUAGCACAGCUAGCUUCACCUAAAACUCUCAAAAAAGUCGAAGUUUCUAACAUCAAAAAACGGGAAGCUGUACCGCCAGAGGCUCUCAUAAAGAUGAAUCAACUCAAUCGAAGCACAUCACCAAGCCGGCCCCACGACCAUUACAAUGAACAAACCGAGGCCCUCGCGAAAUUAGGACGCUUGAGAAAACUGAAAGAUGCCCCUCCUGUACCAAAACGUAACAUCUCACUACCUGAAGCACUUAAGAAGGCGGAGAUGCUGAGAAACAUGCCAAAUCGAGGUAAGAAACUCUCCCCCGAGCAGCAUUUUAGAAACGAGCUUAAUUCGGUACUCAAAACUCCCAGAUCUGAAGUUACAUCCGAAGUUGCGAUCAGAGAUGCUCAAAUACACCCCACUUCACACCUAGAUUCUGGGGACAGCGCAAAGACACUGAUUCAUCCCAAUAAAACCAGAAGCCGUGGGCCUAAACGCAAGUUACCUACCAAAGUGAGCUAG
Molecule: messenger RNA, 1821 nt
Organism: Torulaspora globosa
Lineage: Eukaryota; Fungi; Ascomycota; Saccharomycetes; Saccharomycetales; Saccharomycetaceae
Gene: BSP1
Product: Bsp1p
Exons: 1
Coding region: 1-1821 (606 amino acids)
Source: RefSeq, a predicted model, not a curated record